Ictidomys tridecemlineatus (thirteen-lined ground squirrel) is the source of this 2348-nucleotide messenger RNA. RefSeq names its product potassium two pore domain channel subfamily K member 4 (gene Kcnk4). Gene Ontology annotation, biological process: potassium ion transmembrane transport; stabilization of membrane potential. Gene Ontology annotation, cellular component: plasma membrane. The record is from RefSeq and is a predicted model, not a curated record. Lineage: Eukaryota; Metazoa; Chordata; Mammalia; Rodentia; Sciuridae. Gene Ontology annotation, molecular function: potassium ion leak channel activity; outward rectifier potassium channel activity.
GGGAGCAAGCUGCGGGUGUGCAGCGUGUGGGGUGGAGAGCGCUGCGCGGUGGCCCUGGUCGGUGUGUGUGCGCACGUGUGCGUGGACCUUCUGGGGUACCGAGGCACAGCGAGCUCUCCCAUGGGAGUCCAGUGUGCCCAGGGGCGACGGGAGUGUACCCGCGGAGUACCGCGUGCAGCCUGGGCAGUGCGGCGGGCUGGAGCCGCAGGGUGAAGCGUGGGCGCGCGGGUCUUUGUGCCCGCGUGUGGUGGAGCAUGUCAGGGCGAGUGUGUGCGUGUGUGUGGGCGCCGCCUCCUGCUGUCCCGGGAGCUGUCAGCUGUCCGGGGGCUGCUGCAUCGGUCAGGCCCUUCCCGCCCCGCGCCUGGUCCCUUCCAGGAACCCUCCCUCUCUUGGCUCUCAGCCUCUCCACUGCGCUGCGGCCGGGACCCGCCCCUGGGUUCCUCGAAAGUCUGGAGGGGUGCUGGAGGGGACCCUAGAGGCUCCCUGCCUGGCCCGUCGCAGCUACCCUGGGAGCCAAGAGAGGCGGGAAGAGAGGGAGGCGCCGCGAAGAUGCUGCCGCAGCCACAGCGGGCGAGCCGAGCUUGGACCAUCCUGUCCCCGCCCUGCGCACCCAGCCUCGCCUCCCCCUCUGCCUUCCUGGGAAAGCCGGUUCCCUACGCCCCCGCCCCAGGCCUUCAGCAUUCCUCAUCACCCAUCCUCUCUCGAGGCAGGCUGUCUCUCCUACCUUCUCCCUUCCUGAUGCCCUCCUUUUCUCACACCCUGGAGCCCCUGGACAGGGGCUGAGGGCCAGGCAGUGGAGUGACCGCCGCUCCCCAGGAGCCCUCUGCCCCACCUCCCCAGGCGGGCAGUGGAGCUGGCACUGCCCCUGGGCGUGCCAUGCGCAGCACCACACUACUGGCACUGCUGGCGUUGGUCCUGCUCUACUUGGUGUCGGGUGCCCUGGUGUUCCGGGCCCUGGAGCAGCCGCACGAGCAGCAGGCCCAGAGGGACCUGGGGGAGGUCCGAGAGAAGUUCCUGAGGGCCCAUCCAUGUGUGAAUGAGCGGGAGCUGGGGGACUUCAUCAAGGAUGUGGCUAAAACCCUGGGAGGGGGUGCAGACCCAGACACCAACUCGACCAGUAACAGCAGCCACUCAGCAUGGAACCUGGGCAGCGCCUUCUUUUUCUCGGGGACCAUCAUCACCACCAUCGGCUACGGCAAUGCAGCCCUGCGCACAGAUGCUGGGCGCCUCUUCUGCAUCUUCUAUGCGCUGGUAGGGAUCCCACUGUUUGGGAUCUUGCUGGCAGGGGUCGGGGAUCGACUGGGCUCCUCCUUGCGCCACGGCAUUGGUCACAUCGAAGCAAUCUUCCUGAAGUGGCAUGUGCCACCAGAGCUGGUGCGAGUGCUCUCUGCGAUGCUCUUCCUGCUGAUCGGCUGCCUGCUCUUUGUCCUCACGCCCACAUUCGUGUUCUGCUAUAUGGAGGACUGGAGCAAGCUGGAGGCCAUCUACUUUGUCAUAGUGACACUCACCACCGUGGGCUUCGGUGAUUAUGUGGCCGGCGCUGACCCCAGACAGGACUCUCCAGCCUACCAGCCGCUGGUGUGGUUCUGGAUCUUGCUCGGCCUGGCCUACUUUGCCUCGGUGCUCACCACCAUCGGAAACUGGUUGCGAGUGGUGUCCCGCCGCACUCGGGCAGAGAUGGGUGGCCUCACGGCGCAGGCUGCCAGCUGGACUGGCACAGUGACUGCGCGGGUGACCCAGCGAGCCGGGCCCACUGCACCACUGCAAGAGAAGGAGCCGCCACUCCUGCCCCCACCGCCCUGUCCAGUGCAGCCAGUCCUCAAACCUCAAUCCCCUUCACCCCCGGAGAAGGUCCAUACGCCUUCCCCGCCGACAGCCUCCGCCCUGGACUACCCCAGCGAGAAUCUGGCCUUCAUCGACGAGUCCUCGGACACGCAGAGCGAGCGCGGCUGCGCGCUUCCUCGAGCGCCGCGGGGUCGUCGCCGCCCCAACCCACCCAGGAAGCCAGCGCGACCCCGGGGGCCCGGACGUCCCCGAGACAAAGCCGUGCCAGUAUAGGGGCAGGAUCCCUGGCCUCUCAAAGGACUUUGUUCCUGCUGUGUCCCCGGCAUGCUUGGCUUGUUUGACCAAAGAGCCCUCUUUCAAUGGGACUGAAGCCUGGGAGGAGGCUACCGGUUGCCAGCGACCUCUCGCCCUGGCCCCUUCCUCACCUCCAUCCAUUUCCAGACCCCCAAGCCUUUUCUGUCUCGCUGCUCUGGCCGGGCCUGUCCCUCACAACACCUCACGACUGUGCCUCAAAGCCUGCAUCAAUAAACAUCAGUCUGCACCGCCGCGGGCGUGCGCUCGGG